Molecule: messenger RNA, 939 nt
Organism: Mauremys reevesii (Reeves's turtle)
Lineage: Eukaryota; Metazoa; Chordata; Testudines; Geoemydidae
Product: olfactory receptor 52N4-like
Exons: 1
Coding region: 1-939 (312 amino acids)
Biological process (GO): G protein-coupled receptor signaling pathway
Cellular component (GO): membrane
Molecular function (GO): olfactory receptor activity; G protein-coupled receptor activity
Source: RefSeq, a predicted model, not a curated record
AUGGCAUCUUUCAACAUCACCCCUACUGAUCCAUCAACAUUCAUCCUAAUGGGCAUCCCUGGUCUGGAAGAUGCUCACCUCUGGAUUUCCAUCCCUUUCUUUAUAUUCUACAUGAUUGGCCUGUUGGGAAAUUUCACACUUUUGUUUGUUGUAAGGAAAGAGAAGACCCUGCACAAGCCAAUGUACUUGCUGCUCUGCAUGCUGGUGCUUACAGACAUCGUCAUGCCUACCUCCAUUGUUCCAAAGGCACUGUGUAUAUUUUGGUUCAAUUUGAAAGGCAUUACAGUAGGUGGCUGCCUUACCCAGAUGUUCUUUCUUCACGCAGCUUCUGUGAUGCACUCAGCCGUCCUUGUGACAAUGGCCUUUGAUCGCUAUGUUGCCAUAUGUAACCCUCUGAGAUAUGACACCAUCCUCACCAAUGCACGAAUAGCUAAGCUUGGGCUUGUAUGUUUGAUAAGAGCUGUUCUAUUUAUUCUGCCCCUGCCCCUGCUCCUGAGCAGGCAGCCAUUCUGUGCCAACCGCAUUAUCCCCCAUACGUACUGUGACCAUAUGGCUGUGGUGAAGAUGUCGUGUGGGGACAUUACAGUCAACAGGACAUACGGCUUGGUGAUAGCGGUUGUAGUCAAUGGAUUAGACCUCAUGCUCAUUGCUAUGUCCUACAGUCUGAUCAUCAGGGCCGUCCUCAGAAUGUCCUCCAAGAAAGACCACCAGAAAGCCCUCAACACCUGCACAGCCCACAUCUGUGUGAUACUGAUUUCUUAUACUCCCUCACUCUUCUCCUCUCUGACACACCGGUUUGGUCAGGGCAUCGCUCUCCAUGUUCACAUCAUCUUGGCCAACCUCUAUUUCCUGCUUGCCUCCAUGCUCAACCCUAUCAUUUAUGGGGUCAAAACCAAAGAGCUUCGUGAUAAAGUGGGCAAAUACUCCUGCAGAAGGUGA